Molecule: messenger RNA, 3493 nt
Organism: Populus nigra (black poplar)
Lineage: Eukaryota; Viridiplantae; Streptophyta; Magnoliopsida; Malpighiales; Salicaceae
Product: MDIS1-interacting receptor like kinase 2-like
Exons: 2
Coding region: 61-3408 (1115 amino acids)
Biological process (GO): protein phosphorylation
Molecular function (GO): protein binding; protein kinase activity; ATP binding
Source: RefSeq, a predicted model, not a curated record
UCCAUGGAAGAGCCUAAUCUACCAUAGCAAGCCAUAUCCUAUAUCUCUUGAAAACACACCAUGACGACGUCCUUACUAAACAAACCAUUCUUCUCGUUCUUUCUCCACAUCCUGUUUUUGCUCCUUCACAUAUUCAACUUUUCUUCUUACUUUACUUUAGCUGAACACACUCCCUCCACAACUUCACUGUUUGGUAAUAAUACAGAAGCUGAGGCUCUUCUCAAAUGGAAAGCCAGUCUUGACAACCGAAGCCAAUCUCUCCUUUCUUCUUGGGUCGGCAUUAGCCCAUGCAUUAACUGGAUUGGAAUCACUUGUGGCAAUUCUGGAAGCGUCACCAAUUUGAGCCUUGCAGACUUUGGCUUGAGAGGUACGCUUUAUGAUUUCAACUUCUCGUCCUUCCGUAAUCUUUUUGUUCUUGACCUUCAGAACAAUUCUCUUUCUGGAACCAUCCCACAUGAAAUUGGAAAGAUGACGUCUCUUUUCGCUAUUUCUUUAGCUGAAAAUAAUUUCACUGGUUUCAUCCCCUUCUCUGUUGGAAAUUUAACAAACCUAUCCAAACUUCAUCUUUGGGAUAACAAACUUUCUGGUUCCAUUCCUCAAAAAAUUGGAUUGCUAAAGUCUCUCGAUCAACUUGAUUUGUCAUAUAAUAUUUUAACUGGUGAAAUCCCUUAUUCCAUUGGAAACUUGAGAAACUUAUCUUUGCUUCACCUUGCUCAGAACCAACUCUCUGGUUGCAUCCCUUCUUCUAUUGGAAACAUGACCAUGCUCGUUGAUAUAUCAGUACAACAAAAUAAUCUCACUGGUUUGAUCCCAUCCUCUAUUGGAAACUUGACAAGCCUAUCCUUCCUUUAUCUUUGGGAUAAUAAACUCUCUGGUUCCAUUCCUCAAGAAAUUGGGUUGCUAGAAUCUCUCAAUGAAAUCGACUUGUCAAGCAAUGUUUUGACCGGUAGAAUUCCUUAUUCCAUUGGAAACUUGAGAAACUUAUCUUUCCUUUACAUUUUUCAUAACCAACUCUCUGGUCCCAUCCCUUCUUCUAUUGGAAACACGACCAUGCUCAUUGAAGUACAACUAGAUGACAAUAAUCUCACUGGUUUGAUCCCCUCUUCUAUUGGAAAUUUGAGAAACCUAUACAAACUCUAUCUUUGGGAUAACAAAAUUUCUGGUUCCAUUCCUCAAGAAAUUGGGUUGUUAGAGUCUCUCAGUGAACUUACCUUGCUAAAUAAUGUUUUAACCGGUAGAAUUCCUAAUUCAAUUGGAAACUUGACAACUCUCACUACACUUGAUCUAAGUAUAAACAAACUUCACGGCCCAUUGCCCGUAGAGAUGAAAAAUCUCACCCAAUUGAUUGCUUUGGAUAUUGGUUUCAAUGAACUCACGGGUCAUUUGCCACUAGAGUUAUGCCAUGGAGGAGUAUUGGAAAACUUUACUGCUUGCUACAACAACUUCUCAGGUUCAAUCCCGAAAAGUUUGAAAAACUGUACUCGUUUACACCGAGUAAGACUUGAAUCGAAUGAAUUAACAGGAAAUGUUUCAGAGGUUUUUGGUGUCUAUCCACAUCUGGAUUAUAUUGAUUUGAGUUACAAUAAUUUUUAUGGUGAGCUUUCUUCAAAAUGGGGAGGUUGUCGUAACAUGACAAGCCUUAGAAUCUCAAACAAUAAUCUUUCUGGUGAGAUACCACCAGAGCUUGGGAAGGCUACUCAAUUACGCUGGAUUGAUCUGUCAUCAAAUCAGUUAAAAGGAGCCAUCCCAAAAGAUUUAGGGGGGUUGAAGUUGUUGUACAAGCUUAUUCUUAACAACAACCAUCUUUCAGGUGCCAUUCCCUUAGAUAUUCAGAUGCUUUCCAAUCUUCAAAUUCUUAAUUUAGCAUCUAAUAAUCUGAGUGGAUUGAUUCCAAAACAACUUGGGGAAUGCUCAAAUUUAUUUUUGCUGAACCUCAGCGGUAAUAAAUUUAGAGAAAACAUUCCACGUGAGAUAGGCUUUCUACUUUCUCUUCAAGAUCUUGAUCUUAGCUGCAAUUUCCUGACUCGAGAGAUACCGCGGGAACUUGGGAAAUUGCAAAAGUUGGAAACUCUGAAUGUCUCUCACAACAUGCUUUCUGGACGGAUUCCGAGCACUUUCAAAGACAUGUUAAGCUUAACAGCUGUGGAUAUAUCAUCCAAUAAGCUACAAGGCCCCAUUCCCGAUAUCAAAGCCUUCCACAACGCUUCAUUUGAGGCAUUAAGGGAUAAUAUGGGUAUAUGUGGCAACGCCAGUGGUCUAAAGCCGUGCAAUCUUCCAAAAAGCAUCAAAACUGUUAAGAGAAAGAGCAACAAACUUGUGAUUUUGAUUGUACUCCCUCUUUUAGGAAGCUUGCUUUUAGUGUUUGUUGUGAUUGGAGCUUUAUUCAUUCUCCGCCAAAGAGCUAGGAAGAGAAAAGAUGAGCCGGAAAAUGAGCAAGAUCGAAACAUAUUCACGGUAUUGGGCCAUGAUGGGAAGAAGUUGUAUGAGAAUAUCGUUGAAGCUACAGAGGAAUUCAACUCCAACUACUGUAUCGGCGAAGGAGGAUAUGGAACUGUUUAUAAAGCCGUGAUGCCAACAGAAGAGGUGGUUGCUGUGAAGAAACUUCACCGGUCACAAACAGAAAAGUUGUCCGAUUUUAAAGCUUUUGAAAAGGAAGUUUGCGUGUUGGCAAAUAUUCGACAUCGAAAUAUUGUGAAAAUGUAUGGAUUUUGCUCACAUGCAAAGCAUUCUUUUUUGGUUUAUGAGUUCAUUGAAAGAGGAAGCUUGAGAAAGAUUAUAACCAGUGAGGAACAAGCAAUUGAGUUCGAUUGGAUGAAAAGGCUAAAUGUUGUAAAAGGGGUGGUUGGAGCUUUAUCAUAUCUACACCAUUCUUGCUCUCCUCCAAUCAUUCAUCGAGACAUUACCAGCAACAAUAUCCUUCUGGACUUGGAAUAUGAAGCACACGUCUCCGACUUUGGCACAGCUAGACUGUUGAUGCCUGACUCAUCCAAUUGGACCUCAUUUGCAGGUACUUUUGGAUAUACGGCUCCAGAGCUAGCUUACACAAUGAAAGUGACUGAAAAAUGUGAUGUCUAUAGCUUCGGAGUGGUAACAAUGGAGGUGAUGACAGGAAGGCACCCAGGCGACCUCAUUUCAGCACUCUUAUCACCAGGAUCUUCGUCGUCAUCAUCGAUGCCACCGAUUGCUCAACAUGCACUAUUGAAGGAUGUGUUAGACCAACGCAUCUCGCUUCCUCAAAAAGGAGCAGCAGAGGGCGUUGUCCACAUGAUGAAAAUUGCACUUGCAUGCUUGCAUCCCAAUCCCCAAUCUCGGCCUACAAUGGAAAAAAUUUAUUUGGAUCUUACAGCUAAGUGGCCUCCACUGCCCAAGGCAUUUUGCACAAUAAGUUUGGGAGAUCUCUUCUCAUAGUGUUUAGCUACUUCUUUUCAAUUGUCAAUUGGAACAAUAAAUUUUUGUAAUAUGAAUUUCAUCAUCAAACUUUAUUUCUUUCAAA